Molecule: messenger RNA, 384 nt
Organism: Gongylonema pulchrum
Lineage: Eukaryota; Metazoa; Nematoda; Chromadorea; Rhabditida; Gongylonematidae
Source: the annotation of a GenBank genome assembly
AUGGGUAACAGUUAUACGCACUUGGCAACGCAGGAUCCAUCGGACUUGGUAUCAGAGACCGAUUCAUCUUUGCUGCAGCGCUGGGCUGCAAGACUUACAUCUACUGAUCGUGCAUCCUACGUCAAAAUGCCUCGAAGUGCAUCAAAUAUCAAUGAAAAAUAUCCCACUGUACGGGCAGCUGUGCAUAGCGAUGCUAUUGGAGCACUUGCGCCGGUACGGCCUGGAAUGAUACUCAGUGGAGGACGCGAUAAGCUGAUAGCGCUCAAUAAUACAGAUACGGGUGAAUGCGUUUUGCGAUGGUAUGGGCAUGAAAAAGAAGUCACUAAGGUUACUCCUCUGUUUUACUCGUUCAUUCCGUAUAAAAAAAGCUCUUUAGCCAAGUGA